Messenger RNA from Cuculus canorus (common cuckoo), 4035 nucleotides. RefSeq names its product nucleolar protein with MIF4G domain 1 (gene NOM1). Gene Ontology annotation, molecular function: protein binding; RNA binding. The transcript has 11 exons. Bases 18 to 2513 code for a protein of 831 amino acids. The record is from RefSeq and is a predicted model, not a curated record. Gene Ontology annotation, biological process: ribosomal small subunit biogenesis. Gene Ontology annotation, cellular component: nucleolus. Lineage: Eukaryota; Metazoa; Chordata; Aves; Cuculiformes; Cuculidae.
UGGCGCGAGGCCGCAAGAUGGCGGCGCCCAGGCGCGGCGUGGCCGGCGCGGGGAUGAAGCGGCCGGCGGGCGCCCGCGGGAAGCUGGCCCGGCUGCGGCAUUCCGUGCAGGAGUUCGUGCAGGCGGCCGGCGGCCAGCCGACCCUGCCCCCGCUGAAAGACUCUGGGAGGUUGGAUCGUAGGAGCCGCCGCGAGGCGAGGAAGGAGAAGCGCAAGCUCAAACGGAGCCGACGACGGCGCCUCCAACGCGGGGAGCCGGUGGGAGUCCCCGACAGCCUGGCCAGUGCGGCUCCGGCCAAGGCGGCUCCGGCCAACCUGCCUCCGGCCAAGGCGCCUCCGUCUAAGCCGCCCUCGGCCAAGGCGGCUCCAUCUAAGCUGCCCUCGGCCAGGGCGGCCCGAGCCUCGGGCUCGCCCGUCCCCGCGGCCGGGAACCAUCGGCCGGGGCCGGCACCGACCCCCGGCAAAGGCCCCGCCGCCGUCUCGCCGCGUAAGCGAGCGCUGCUGGAGGCGAACGAGGAGGAGGAGAGGGAGAUCCGGCGGCUGGAGCGGCGGUUGGGACUGGGCAAGCGCCGCAAGAAGCAGGACAGGGGCGAGGAGGAGAAGGUGCCGCAGAGCUUCCUGCGGGACGGGCUGGGCUACGUGCUGGGAGCGCUGGGCUCCCGCGCCGGGCUGAGCCGACUCUGCCUCAGCAGCGACGAGGAGGAGGAGGCGCCGGAGCAGCAGGGGGACACCGCUUCAGUGCCCCCCGAGAGCGACGGGGACGGACAGUGGGACAGCGAGGAAGGCGGGGAGGCUGAGGACGGCGAGCCCGAGGAGGAGGAGAAGGAUGGAGAGGAGGAGGAUGGAGAGGAGGAGGAUGGAGAGGAGGAGGAUGGAGAGGAGGAGGAUGGAGAGGAGGAGGAAAGGUGUUCGCCCCAGAGUCAUAAUCGGAGUGCUGCGAAGUAUGUUCCCCCUCAAGUAAGGAAAGCACAGGAGGCGCUAGAUGACAAGAAAAGAGAAGAACUGGGAAGACUGAAGAAAAUGGUGAAUGGUCUCAUUAAUAGGUUGAGUGAACCGAAUUUGUCCUCCAUUAGUGGACAGAUGGAAGAGCUCUACAUGGCUAACAGCAGAAAGGACAUGAAUGAAACUCUGACAGAUAUCCUCAUGAAUGCUUGUGUUACUCCAGUUGCCAUGCCUGCAAGAUUAAUGAUGGAGCAUGUCCUUUUGGUCAGCGUGCUUCAUCAUAAUGUAGGAAUUGAGGUCGGUGCUCACUUUUUGGAAGCCGUGGUGAAAAAGUUUGAUGAACUCUGCAAAAGUGAUGCUGAAGGGAAAGAAUGUGAAAAUUUGCUUGCCUUGAUUGCUCAUCUGUAUAACUUCCACGUGGUUCAUUGCCUGCUGAUUUUUGAUAUUCUGAAAAAGCUUGUUAGCAUUUUCACUGAAAAAGAGAUUGAGUUGGUUUUGUUUCUUCUUAAAAACGUGGGCUUUUCCUUAAGAAAAGAUGAUGCGUUGGCUUUGAAGGAACUGAUCACUGAAGCCCAGAGGAGAGCAAACACAGCAGAGAAGAAGCUCCAAGAUCAGACUAGGGUUCGUUUCAUGCUGGAGACUAUGUUGGCACUAAGGAAUAAUGACAUGCGUAAGAUUCCUGGUUACGAUCCUGAACCAGUUGAAAAACUCCGCAAACUGCAAAGAACACUGGUUCACAGCAGUUCUGGAAAAGAAACUCAGCUCCGAGUCUCCCUGGAAUCUCUCCUCAGUGCUGAUCAGGUUGGUCGCUGGUGGAUUGUAGGGUCAUCCUGGAGUGGAGCACCAAUGAUCAGUGAUGCAAACAGCAAGACUCAGCAAAAACUGCAUGUAGGAAAGGUGAGUUCAAAGAUAAUGGAGCUUGCUCGUAAGCAGAGAAUGAACACCGAUAUCAGGAGAAGUAUUUUUUGUGUCUUGAUGACCUGUGAAGACUUCCUCGAUGCCUUUGAAAAGCUUCUCAGACUUGGACUGAAAGAUCAACAGGAGAGAGAAAUUGUUCAUGUUACCGUUUACUGCUGCUUACAGGAGAAGACAUACAACCCCUUCUAUGCAUUUUUGGCUGACAAGUUUUGUCGAUAUGAAAGACGAUUCCAGGUGACAUUUCAGUUUAGUAUUUGGGACAAAAUCAAAGACUUGGAAAACCUGUCAGCCACUGCCGUCUCCAACUUGGUUUCACUGUUGGCUCACCUAUUAAGGGCAAAAUCCUUGCCGCUUUCAGUUCUCAAGGUAAUUGAAUUCAGUGAGUUAGAUAAACCCAAAGUCCGUUUCUUGCGACAAGUAUUAAGCACGCUGUUAAUCAAAGCAGAUGCUGAAGAAGUUAGUGACAUUUUUGUGAGGAUAUCUGACAACCCCAAACUGGGAAUACUACGGGAAGGCUUAAAACUCUUCCUUAACCACUUCUUACUGAAAAAUGCACAAGCCCAAAAAAGUGCUGAAGAAGCCAGCUUAUUAAAAGAAAGAGUCGAGCUAGCAACCAAGGCUUUGCAAGCAAAAGAACCCAAAUUGAAACUAUAGUUCUGCUUUUCUAAUAAAAAGUAUGGAAAAAUCUAGGUCUACAUGAAGAUGCAAAGCUUUGUUGUCUUUCAGACACAAAUAAUCGAGAAUGAAAAAAUCUGUGUUACUCGAAAGGAUCCCGUUUUUAUGUAAACAGUUGCUUUGCUCUACUUAGCAGUUACAGGUUUAGUUGAAGGUGAUGCCACGCCUUUCUGAAGAAAGGAGAAAUACUUUUUUCAUGUCUUUUUCUGUGUGGGUGAUUCGAGUUGAUGGUUAAUAUCUGCAGAAAGUGUUAAAUUUCUCUUCUGUGAUGCUCUGGGUCAGCAGUAGCAUUCAGCAAUGCAUAUUGUAACCUUUUGUUUAGAGUAACUGCAGAAUACUGACUGCUGUGUGUUUAAAGCAGCAGCCUUGACCAAAGGCUCUUAAUGCCCACUCCUUGUACUAUCCUAAGAAGCAGGCCACUAGAUGGCACAAUACUGGUGAGUCCGUUUUGGAAGAAAUCAGCUUUUCUUUAGUUGUUGAAGUUCUCUGCCAAUUCUGUGAAUUGUUUACCUGACUGUAGGUCAGGAAAAGAUCUUCAGUUGGACUCAAAGCUGUAGUAAAAUGACUUGAAGAUCUGACAUUUCCCAAUUAUGUUGGGUUUAGUGAAUACAGCAUAGUUUUAUCACACUUUUAGGCUGGUUUUGCAACUUUAAAAUUGGAGUUGCCAAAUCACUUAUGUUAAUGAUUUUUUUCUAAGCAUAAAGAAUAAUAUAAUUAUGAGCCUUUUAAUAAGAAAAUACCUCCUUUAAGAAUUUUUUAAAAAAUCAUGUAAAUUUCUUUCUGUAACACUCAGUGUUAAUGGUUUGUUUCUUUUGUCACCUUACCACUACACAUUAAACUGCAGUUUUACUAAGGCUUUGCUGUUUGUCAUAGCUUUGCACUGGCUGUCUUGCCAGGAAGGAUCUGACCUUAAACUGGGGGAGAUGGAGAAGUAUGUGCUGCAUCUGCAUCAUCUACCUGUGCUGGAACUGCCAGCCCUGUGGCUGUAACCAGGCUGGCCCUCUGGCGUUUGAGUCCAUCCGCAAAUGGUGCCUCCUAAUCGUAUUUGAUACCAGUCCACCUAUUCUGCUGCUUUGGAUUUGUCCCUGUUGAGAAAAUUUGCUCCCAGUAGGCAUCCUACAGAAAAUUUCCAGUUCUGCAGCAAGAGAAGCAGGCAAGAAAUUUGUUUUAUUCAUUUUUUUUUAGUCAAAGAGUUGAACGUAGAAUAUUCAGUUCAGUUGUACGAGUUGUGUUUUCAGGCAGAGGAGUGCUUCCCCCAGCAGCCAGGGAGCAGGUUUUCUCACCUUUCCUCUGCUGAGGAGCACAAAUUGUAAGGAACAAGGUGGCCUCGGAGCAGAGAGAGAGGGAGAGUUUCAAAAUCCAAGGUUUUGCCAGCACAGCAACAACUUCCACAGAAGACAUUACGGUCGAACAAAGCAAGAUGCUUUCUUCAGCCGGUUUCACACCAAUGGCAAUUUUUAAAUGUACAAAACUGGUUCUUUCCUGUCUUGCAUUCAGCUGA